AUGUCAUCAAAUAUUCCUACACGUCGUGUUACAAGGACAACACGGGCGGCGGCAGUGAAAGAAAACGAAAAUGCAAAUGCUCGCCCUUCAAGGAUAUCGACACGCUCAAAGCCUCUGGGGCUCUCGUCUACCACAGCGGGACUCACGGGUGCCACAGGCGGGGUCACCCGAGCCACCGCUGCCUCGCGGGCUAAGGCGUCUGUAACAGCAACCGACUCUAAGCUUGAAAAUCUCGCAGGAAAGCGGAAACGUGAGGCACUGGGCGAAGUCGCUGUUGCCAGCAACAACAAACAGACUGGAGGAGCUUCCAAAGGGAAGGAAAAAGAAACUUACGAUGGCAUGAUGAUCAAAGGCAAGGGCGUCGCAACACGCCAGCCGCUUCGCACGGUGGCAAGCACACGGCAAGAAACCCAUGCAGUCACAAAGAAGGAUUCUACCAGUACAGUCCACGCGAAGAGCAAACACGAUUCAGCGGCUGUCGUAGACGCCAACGCUAUGGUUGUCGAUGUGCCUAAUCAUGGCCAGGUGCAACUUCCCAAACUCGCGGUUCGCAGGUCGACCGUGAUUAAAGAAAGUCAAAUUACUGCAGUUCGACGCCCAGAUUCUCAGCGUCGCGCGUCGUUACGGUCUGGUCGCCGUAUUGUGGAAGAAGAAGAGCCUGCUCAUAAGAAACGAAGGACGUCAUCUGUCCCUCCCGAGGAGGAGCCUGAAGCCGUCGCAGAUGCUCGGGCACAGACCGAAGAAGAUUUGCAUCAUGCACGCCUACUUGCAGAAAUUGAAGCAUUCGCUGAGGAGCCUGAGGCUGACCCAGAAAAUUCCCCAUGGGACGAUCUUGACGCGGAAGACUCAGAAGAUCCUCUAAUGGUUAGCGAAUAUGUUCAGGAUAUCUUCCAGUAUCUCAAACAAGUGGAGCUGACAACAAUGCCCAACCCCAAUUACAUGGAGAAUCAAAAAGAACUUGCAUGGAAAAUGCGAGGCAUCCUCACCGACUGGCUUAUACAAGUACAUGUCCGAUUCCGCCUUCUUCCCGAGACGCUUUUCCUCUGCGUGAACAUCAUCGAUCGCUUCCUUUCUGCGCGCGUUGUCUCAUUAGCAAAGCUGCAGCUUGUUGGCGUGACAUGUAUGUUCAUCGCCGCCAAGUUUGAAGAGGUUGUCGCCCCCUCCGUCUCGCACUUCCUCAUGUGUGCCGAUUCAUCCUAUACAGAGGCAGAGAUUCUCCAGGCAGAGAGAUAUGUCCUGAAGAUCUUGGAGUGGAACUUGUCGUACCCCAACCCAGUGCAUUAUUUGCGCAGAAUCAGCAAGGCCGACGAUUACAAUGUUAAAGUGCGGACACUGGGCAAGUACUUGCUGGAGAUUGGAGUGCUGGAGUGGCGGUUAAUCGCAGCCCCACCGUCUCUCAUGGCUGCUGCGGCAAUAUGGCUCGCCAGGUUGGCCUUGGGUAUGGAACAAUGGACACCGAACUUGGCGCACUUCUCUUCAUACAGAGAGAGCGCGUUGAUUCCUACAGCCAACUUGAUGUUGAAUUACAUCCUCAAACCUAUUCGACACGAGUCCUUCCAUAAGAAAUACGCUGCUAAACGAUACUUCAAGUCAAGCGUGUACAUGAGAAACUGGGCACUGGAUCGAUGGGGAGAGGGUACACAGGUUGACCUCGCGAAGGAGCUUCCCACUAUCAAAGCGGAAAUCAAGAUUCUCAGGGAAACCGAGGAGGCUGCUGCUAAUCAAGUUGAGGAUGAAGAGGCCGGAGAGUCCAUGCUGCCAGCACUGCAGUUACGUGGGCGGUAA
This is a messenger RNA of Psilocybe cubensis, 1785 nucleotides long. RefSeq lists its product as uncharacterized. Gene Ontology annotation, molecular function: cyclin-dependent protein serine/threonine kinase regulator activity. Lineage: Eukaryota; Fungi; Basidiomycota; Agaricomycetes; Agaricales; Agrocybaceae. The transcript is spliced from 5 exons. Gene Ontology annotation, cellular component: cytoplasm; centrosome; nucleus. Bases 1 to 1785 code for a protein of 594 amino acids. Gene Ontology annotation, biological process: G2/M transition of mitotic cell cycle; regulation of cyclin-dependent protein serine/threonine kinase activity. The record is from RefSeq and is a predicted model, not a curated record.